This is a messenger RNA of Dujonia railenensis, 1431 nucleotides long. The record is from the annotation of a GenBank genome assembly. Lineage: Eukaryota; Fungi; Ascomycota; Pichiomycetes; Serinales; Debaryomycetaceae.
AUGGUAAACACUAAUCCUGGUGUCUCUGUAAGCCUAAGAGCUUCGAGCCAGAGUAUAGUGCAUGGAUGUCCCGGAGUACCCAGAAGUAUCCCUCGUAUUGAAACUGUAGUAGAACUAAGACCCGUCAAUGGAAGGCCAUUCCACUUGAGAGCUGUAGUUAUAGAACUCAGAACAAUCCAGAAAAUAUCCGUACCUACCACACUUGGGUCUCAAGAUACCUUCAGGGAAUACAAAGUAUAUGAGGACGUAGUGUUUAGCCCUACUGUGGGAUCUUUCUCACAGGAAUUGUUGGGAGUUGAUAUCCCUAUCUUAUUCACAAUCCCCAGAGAGAUUCUGUCUUCAGGGAUGGCUCCGCUAUGGAGUGCAUCUGUCUCACAUCGACUCUGUGUCAAAGUGUUUUUGGGGAACUCGUACAACGCAGAGACUACCCAUAUGGAGACAUUCCCAGUGGUGAUCAAAUUGUAUGACACUUUACCGCUUUAUAGGCAGUAUAACGAACCCUUGGUUAGACAAGUGAUAUCACCAGAUAACCAGGUUGAGGUGAACUUGUUGAUGCCCAUUACCGCCGUUGGGCCCAAAGAUAUAUUCUCCAUUGAUGUCAGUAUUAAGGCAAAUGCAUUGCAUAAUAGAGUUAGCAAGUUCUUAAAAUUGAAAGAACUCACCUUCCAAAUAAAGGAGAUCUUGGAAUGUCAUGAGGGUGGAUUACCUGCGAGGAAGGAGGCUAAGCUAUUAUCGGACCACAAGGAUUUUCUGGGGAUAAAAGAAAAAUUGACAUCUUCACAGUCUAUACGAUGUCAGUUCAAUGUGGCAUUUCCCGUGGAGAAUGACUCCUUGCACAUAUAUGAUAGCAGCAGAAGUAAUAAUGACGAUACUGGUAAUUUUAACCAUAAUAGUAAUUAUUAUGGCAAUCUUGAGUACAAUCUGCAAAACAAUAUAACUGAAGAUGCUUUUAGUGGGUUGGAUGGACUAGGCUCUUCGAGCUCAGCGACAGUGACAUCUGCGAAUAUUGCCAAAUAUAAUAUUAUGGAUAAGUUGGAUGAAGGUAUCCCACUUACGCAUGUCCAAGGUUUUACAUCGCUGGGUAAAUUGUUCCUGCUUAGGUAUGAAGUUGUCCUUAAGAUCAAAUUAGCGCAUAGCAAGGAUAUGGACCUUAGAAUUCCCUUAACAGUAAGUCCAUUCGACAGAAAGAGCAGUGCAUAUUUAUUAAACUGGAUAAAGAAAGAAUGUGAAAUGGCAGCUCAGUUAUUUGGGAGAGAAAUGGUAAAUUGGUUUAUUCAGAAUGAAUCUCGAGCUAACGACAUACUACGAAAGAGGUAUUUGGCACCCCCGAUUCUUUAUAAGAACACUAGAAAUGAUUGGAUAAGGCUAGGCUUCAACGGUGAUGCAUUCGGAGGGCGCCACCCUUCAAAAAUGGUAGAGUACAUCGAUUAG